This is a messenger RNA of Tetranychus urticae (two-spotted spider mite), 1957 nucleotides long. Its product is annotated as PRKCA-binding protein. Gene Ontology annotation, cellular component: postsynaptic early endosome; synaptic vesicle; postsynaptic density. Gene Ontology annotation, biological process: regulation of Arp2/3 complex-mediated actin nucleation; dendritic spine maintenance; receptor clustering. Gene Ontology annotation, molecular function: protein kinase C binding; protein domain specific binding; phospholipid binding. NCBI's taxonomy places the organism in Eukaryota, Metazoa, Arthropoda, Arachnida, Trombidiformes, Tetranychidae. The record is from RefSeq and is a predicted model, not a curated record.
GACAAGAAACCAGAAGCGUUACUUCAACCGCAAAAUAAGUUACUCUUCAAAUUUAUUUUAACACUUAUGCUAAUCCAUAGCAGUGUGAAUUACUGUUAACACCGAGUGACACUCGAUUCACUUAAGUGGAUUAAAUAAUUAAUUUAUAACAAUGUCGGGUGGAUUAGCUGGGGAACCUUCCGGUGCCUUUGGUUUUACUCAAUAUCACCUUCUUCCCGAACAUGACCCUGAUUUUGAUGAUGACAUAUGGUUAGAUAAUAUGAUUGAAGACAGAAGGGGAAUGAAGGUAACCAAUGGAACAGUAACAUUAGAGAAAGAUUCACGGAACAUGAUUGGGAUUAGCAUUGGUGGUGGAGCUCCUCAUUGUCCAUGCAUUUACAUUGUUCAGGUUUUUGAUAACACACCUGUAGCUUUUGACGGUACUUUGGAGUCUGGAGAUGAAAUUGUAGGUAUAAAUGGUCACAAUGUUAAAGGUAAAUCAAAGAUUGAGGUGGCUCAAAUGAUCAAAGACACACUUGGACCCGUUUCAUUCAAUUACAAUAAACUGCAUGCUGACCCUAAACAAGGUAAAAGCUUGGACAUUAUUCUUAAAAAAGUGAAACAUCGUAUUUGCGAGAAAAUGAGUUCUGACACUGCUGACGCACUUGGAUUAAGCCGAGCUAUUCUUUGUAAUGAUAGUUUAAUUAGGAAAUUGGAAGAGCUCGAACUUAUGGAGCUUAUGUAUAAAGGUAUAAUUGAAAGAACUCGUGAUCUUCUAAAAGCCCACCUUGAAGUUUGUCAUGUUUACAAAGCCUUUGGAGAUUUAUUCACUGAGAUUGGAGUCAAAGACAUUAACCCAGAAUCGAGUAAAGCUUUCAUCCAAUUUGGUGAAGUUCAUCGAUCUUUGGAGAAACAGGGUAUAACAAUGAUUCGCCAAAUGAAACCUCUUGUUGAGGAUUUGAACACAUUUCUUAAUAAAGCUGUGCCAGAUACGCGAUUAACGAUUAAAAAGUAUGGUGAUGUUAAAAUGGAAUAUCUGUCAUAUUGUUUGAAAGUCAAAGAGAUGGACGACGAAGAAUACGAUUGCCAAAACAUAAAUAUCCCACUUUAUCGAGUAGAGACGGGAAAUUACGAGUACCGUUUAAUCUUGAGAUGUCGCCAGGAAGCUAGGAAAAGAUUUGCUGCUUUAAGAUCUGAUGUUUUGAUCAAACUUGAAUUACUUGAUUCCCGCCAUGUUCAGGAUAUUGUUUCAGCACUACAAAGGCUCAAUUCAACAAUGUCUAAUCUACACUUAGAGUAUCAUCGACUUUUUGAGAGUCAUCGUUCAUUUCCAGUUGAAAUUGCUUUAACAACAAAUUGGUCUAUGACUUUACCUGAGGACAAUUUAGAUUCCCAUGAAGAAUCUGAUUUUAGGUGAAGAUGCCUUGAAUCAAAUAGACAUUGAAUCAGUUUACCACAAACCUUUGACAAAUUUUGGCCAAUCAUCCCACGAAAGUUACAUUGAGAAUCCAGCCAUUGGAAACUUUACCGCUGAUGAUCUUUUACACGACAUUUACCGCAAUUUUACAUAACUAAUAACCAAACCAACCAGAUCAAUUGAAAAUCAAACACAUACCUACUACUACUCCAUCAAUAAUUUAAAUCCAUUUAAUCCAUAAUUAACUGAAGUCAUUUAUAUCUUGUACUACUUUGGAUAACUGCAAACACAAAGUAUUUUCAUCAGCAAUUCUAAAUUAAUAUAAACUGAAAACAAUCAUUGAUGAAAACACUUACAAUUAUAUUGGUGCAAUAAUCAAACAUACGAAAAAAUGUCUUUUCACUAACACCGUGUUACUUAAUAUUUGUGACACACUAAACAUCAUUUAAUACCAUAUUACACUGGAUCUAGGUGUUGACUUGUUUAUUUCAAUAUGAAAAUCAUAAUGUAUUUAAAAACUGAUGCAUAAUCAUCUCGAUUAAAGGUGAUACUAAUUCAUAA